Messenger RNA from Talaromyces atroroseus, 1743 nucleotides. RefSeq lists its product as hypothetical. Gene Ontology annotation, molecular function: microtubule binding. The record is from RefSeq and is a predicted model, not a curated record. The transcript has 2 exons. Bases 1 to 1743 code for a protein of 580 amino acids. Gene Ontology annotation, cellular component: kinesin complex; centrosome; kinetochore. NCBI's taxonomy places the organism in Eukaryota, Fungi, Ascomycota, Eurotiomycetes, Eurotiales, Trichocomaceae. Gene Ontology annotation, biological process: vesicle transport along microtubule; microtubule nucleation; mitotic centrosome separation.
AUGCCGGAUGCCGAUCCCAACAGCACACCUUCGGCUCCAAAAGCCAGUAGCAAUGCGGAGGAGGAAUUGGCUUACUACAAAUCUCAGUAUGAGCAGCUAGAGGUCGAGCUUGCCGAAUUCCAGGCUUCCAGUCGGGAACUGGAGGUCGAGUUGGAAAAGGACAUUGAAGCAUCUGAGAAACGGGAGCGGCAUUUGAAAGGGAAAGUCGAAACUUUGGGUUAUGAAGUGGAAGAAUGGAAAACUAAAUAUAAACAAGCAAAGGCUGAAGCAAGCUCGGUCCAGAACACCUUGCAAAAGGAGAUUACUAGCUUACGAGAAGGAAACCGGGCUUUGCAAUUAAGGUUGCGAGAUACUGAGGUCGCGAACGAUGACUUUGAGCGUCAGGCCCGUAACACGACGUCAUCCCUGGAGGAUCUGGAAUCUAAAUACAACGUCGCGAUUGAACGCGGUGUUCUCUUAGAAGACGAAAUCAAAAGCGGAGAGCAGGAGCGAGAGGGACUGCGCAUUGAGGCUCAGCGUCUGCGCGACGAACUCUCGGACGUGAGGAUCGAAGCGGACAUUAUCAACGACAAAUUGCGCAAAGCUGAGAGCGAGCUCAGCCGUCGUCGCAAGCCCGUGCUAUAUGAGUCCUCUUCUACGGCCAACGCCCAGACUGCUGAAGGCAGCCAACACUCGCCCGUGACCACAGCGUCAUCACCAACAAUGACCACGCCUCCUGCAAAAUCAGUUUCUUCAGCCACAUCGGAUGCCAUCACGCCUCCUUCGCCAAGCGCCUCCGAGUCAUCUAUGAGCGUGCGUAAGACCGACGGUGGCUUCACGGGUACACGGGUCUCUCUUGGAAAAAAGUCGGCACGCCGUUCAGCUUAUAGCCGACAUACUCGCACUCCAUCUAUUCCACAUGCUAAUGGGUUCUCUACCCCAUCGCUGUCAUCACGCCAGAGUGUUUCAAGGCUCAGCUCUUCCCAGGCGGGCAUUCCUAGGUCGGGCUCACUGUAUCAGAUCCGGGGCCUAAUUGGAAAGGUGCAAAAACUCGAGGAACGAGUGCACUCGGCCAGGUCUCGACUUCCCGCCCCGGUAGAGACGCCUAAUGGUCAAUCACCGCGAACACCGUCCGCCAUGAGUCAGGCCUCGAUACCGUCAUCUGUGACGCUCCGCAAGAGCUCCCGUAAGCGAACAAGUACAGGCAGCGCAAGCUCGUCGGUGCGGGAUGGAGAUGCCACCACUUACUCUUCAUACAUGCCACAGAGUCGGCAGUCCUUUGGGCGGUCGGUUGAUAGUCGACCCAGCAGUAGGACUAGUUUCUCCAGUCGCAGUUCCAUCGGGCCUGGGAAUUAUAGUGGUGCGAUCACACACGCUCGGCCAGAUAGUAGACAAAGCCUACAUCGUACCCGAACGCCCCUCGGCCAUUAUUCGACCAACCCAACAACGGAAAGUCGGCGACCACGUUCUUCACUCAGCUCAUAUUCUCAGACUCACGGACCACCCAAGAGUAUGACAUUUAUUGAAGAAGACGUCGAUAUCUCAACACCUACCCCGCGUCGAGGCACACUAGAGCAGGGAUCUUUCCGGUCAUCGAUACCUGGACCUGGGGGUCUUAAGAAACGACCUAGUGGCAGCAUCGGUCAGAUGACAGGUUUGCCUACGCCACGGCGGAUCAACUCUAAGGUUGAUGUGCAGAAAAAUCAACCGAAAGCAAACCAGGAGGCCCCUCUGAAAUUGGAAGAUCUUGGCGAGACCUAUUGA